Messenger RNA from Schistocerca serialis cubense, 2457 nucleotides. RefSeq names its product molybdenum cofactor biosynthesis protein 1-like. Gene Ontology annotation, biological process: Mo-molybdopterin cofactor biosynthetic process. Gene Ontology annotation, molecular function: cyclic pyranopterin monophosphate synthase activity; GTP 3',8'-cyclase activity; protein binding. The record is from RefSeq and is a predicted model, not a curated record. The transcript has 8 exons. NCBI's taxonomy places the organism in Eukaryota, Metazoa, Arthropoda, Insecta, Orthoptera, Acrididae. Bases 1418 to 2320 code for a protein of 300 amino acids.
ACAAGCAGUGUAACACAUUAUGUAGUCCAUUCACUGAUAUAAAGAUUGUUGCACAGAGUCUACAAAACAUUCUCGAAGCCAACAAGGGUGGCUUCUGGUGCAAUAAACAUAGCACAAGUAGUCGCCCCAUUCAGUUUGAAUACAAACUUAGUCCUAUUCGACGAAACCAGGGGAGAAAUUCUUCAGCAAUGACAAGGAAAUAUUAUUUUAUAAACUAUAUGAAGUUAAGGUUAAUGGGGGAAAUGGCUUUAACGUGUAAAAACACUGCAACACCUCCAAACACAGUAGCUGCACGAAGAUAAGUGCUGAGAAGGACAGCAGACGAACGCUGUUAUUUGAGUAGACAUGUCCAUCUUCAGAGGUGCAAGAACUUGUUUAAGAUGGUGGUGUCUUGCAAUGUCCUAUUGGAGAAGCUGAAGAAUCCCCGCUUCAGACAGUUCUUGAAGUACAAAAUAAAUCCAGUUCCAGAUGAAGCUACGCUGAGAAACGACUAUUUAUCUGUGUGCUACGAGGAAGUGCUCGACAAAAUACGAACUAAAGUUGUUGACCAAGAGAUUAGGGCGUCUAUCGGAAAUCACCAAUUUGGAUAGGGGUUAAAUUGUAAAUACUUUUGUUGGUGUCCUUAAAGUUGACGGACCUGGAGAAAUGUUUCUCCUAAGGGUGUGAAGCUCUCAGCAGAAUAAACAGCUCGACAACUGCCUUUGCGUUUGACAACUCAAUGAAGCUACUGUCACUGUUGGUGUGAAUAGAGACCAAUAAAUGGUGCUUCAUACAUGGCUGUAGCAGCCUACAGACUUCAGAGUCUCUAUCCCAGUGUGGCACACAUCACUUGCCUUGCACACGCAUUGUACAGAGCUGUAGAAGAGGUGAAAUUAAAUUGCACUGAUGUGAGCCAACCGAUCUCCUCUAGCAAGAAAAUCUAUGUGAAAGCUCCACUAAGAGUACAAAAAUUAAAGAACAGGGAGCUUCCCUCCAUUUCCCCCUCAGCUUGUACUUACACAAUGAGGUUCUUGGGUUAAUGUUGUUGAGUAUUACUGUACCUAUUACACCAAAACAAGACGAUCUUUUCUGAGCCUGAUAGUGAUUAAUAAAGUGCUAUCAGAACUGCCAAAGAGUUCUUUACAGAUACGUUGUCUCUAAACUUGACAUACAUCAACGCACUGUGUCAUCCGAACAAGACACAGGUGCAAAGAUGCGAGCUGGUGCCAGUGCCAUAGAGACUCUCCACUUGCGCAAGUUCCACCUGCGCCACUGUCGGCGCUGAGCAUGGAGGUAAGAAUAGAGGGAGACGCCGUGAUGUCACAGCUGUGAAGUUAUGUGAAGCCGAGGGUAGUCAUCUCAAUCCGACCAAAACAUUGCUGCUGUAAACUUGUGUGCAUAGGCUUGUCGCUCACUUUUGGAAGGAUUUUGCGCUAUUAUGGUGACUUGUGUGGUGUUCGGAUGUACGAAUCUUUCUGAUUGUGAUGCGAAAUCGAAGGGAAUAACAUUUCAUGUAUUUCCUAAAAAUGAAAGUCGGAAAGCUCUGUGGGAGAAUGCCGUGAGGAGGAAGAAUUGGUGUGCGUCGAAAUGGAGCACUAUAUGUUCUCAGCAUUUCCGAGAAGAGGACAUAGACCGAACUUCCGUUUCAACAGUAAGGCUCCGAGAAAAUGCUGUACCAUCAGUUUUCCCUACACACCCAAAACAUUUGCAAAAGUACAGAGUUGGAAGGGCACGAUAUAAUGAAAUCAAUUGCCUAUCAAUGUAUGUGUCAAGGUCUCACUGCAAUAUUGUGAAGAAAGACAAAGGAUUAUACAUAAUAGAUGGUGGGAUAAAUUGUGUUGUAAUGCGAGGUUUUAAUGAAGAUGAAGUGUGCAGUUUUGUGGAGUUAACAAAAGAGAAAAAUGUUGAUGUAAGAUUUAUCGAGUACAUGCCUUUCAGCGGCAACAAAUGGAAUGAUGGGAAGAUGGUCUCAUUUAGUGAAAUGGUCCAAAUAAUUAGAAAGCAGUGGCCUAAUUUUGAUCCUCUGCCCAAUGGGCCCAAUGAUACCUCAAAGGCAUACCAUGUCCCGGGCUUCAAGGGACGUGUGGGAUUUAUAACCUCAAUGAGUGAACACUUCUGUGGCACGUGCAACCGUUUACAGAUAACAGCUGAUGGCAAUUUGGAGGUGUGUCUCUUUGGAUAUUCAGAGAUAUCUCUCAGAGAUGCAAUACGAACCAAAUGCAGUGAGGAUGACUUGCUUUCCAUGAUUGGGGCAGCAGUGAGAAGAAAGAAGAAACAACAUGGAGGCAUGCUGAACCUGUCAAAGAUGAAGAAUCGGCCAAUGAUUCUUAUUGGAGGAUAACAGUGGCCCAGAACUUGAUGGCUGUAGUGAUGUCGUGAAGGCACAAAGUUGGAAGUUGUUAAACCUUCAGAAACAAGAUUUUCAAAAGUACUUCUUCUCAGAUACCAAUAUUUCGCCCCUGUUUGUGUCGGAUACAC